Dendroctonus ponderosae (mountain pine beetle) is the source of this 637-nucleotide messenger RNA. Its product is annotated as ejaculatory bulb-specific protein 3-like. NCBI's taxonomy places the organism in Eukaryota, Metazoa, Arthropoda, Insecta, Coleoptera, Curculionidae. The transcript is spliced from 2 exons. Bases 193 to 585 code for a protein of 130 amino acids. The record is from RefSeq and is a predicted model, not a curated record.
UUUAGCACAGUUUUACAAGCUGAGAUGUACAAAAAUUGCAUUUUUAUGCAGAGCUGCAAUUAUGCAAAUGGCACACUUUCGCCCAAUUAUCAUUGCAUUGAAAUUGCAGACAUUUUAAUGGGUUUAAUUCCUAUAAAUUAAACGAGCCCUGCUCAAAACCCCGCACUCUGCCUGCAAGUUCAUCAGCACAAAAUGCGCUUUUUUGAAAAAACGCUAUUUUUGAGUAUCGCAAUCGCUUCCUGUGAGCCUCACGCUGAAGAUCGAUAUACCACCAAGUACGACAAUGUAGAUGUAGACGAAAUUCUGCACAGUGAUCGUCUGAUGAAGUUCUACAUGAAUUGCAUGUUGGAUAAAGGCGCUUGUACUCCUGUGGGGCAGGAAGUUAAAGAGAGACUACCAGAUGCUUUGGCCAGCGGCUGUGAAAAGUGCAGCGAGCAACAGAAAAAAAUCAUCAUAAAAUCCCUCAAGUUCCUAAUUGAACAUCGGAGAAACGACUUUGAUCAGCUGGAAGCCAGAUUCGAUCCAAAGCACAUUUUUCGCACGCGUUACCAGGCACAAUUGGAGAAAAAUGGCAUCAAACUGUAACAAUUGCAAUGGAAUAUUGUCGCUAGCAAAAUAGACGCAGAUCGCCUUGAAA